Molecule: messenger RNA, 3220 nt
Organism: Leptinotarsa decemlineata (Colorado potato beetle)
Lineage: Eukaryota; Metazoa; Arthropoda; Insecta; Coleoptera; Chrysomelidae
Source: RefSeq, a predicted model, not a curated record
CGAGCUCCUGCGACUGAGCGACACGGUUCGCGAGUGUAGCGCCAAGUGCGAGCGCCACGGCAGUAAACAUGGCGACAUCAUCGAGUGAACUGUUCGAACGGCUCGACAGACAGGGCAUUCCGAAAUCGAAAAGAAAACUCCAGAAACACCUACGUAGCGCUGGCCUGGCAUACAUUUCCCGGACGGGAAAACUCAUCCCCGCCAAGACGGUGGCAAAUGAACUCUGCCAAUGCCCCCACAAAUGUGAUAGCAGCGUGCCGAUGGAGGCGCGGCAUCAUCUCUUCACCCACUUCUACGGUCUCGGCGAGGCAGACAUGCAGAACCAGUUCCUGCGGCAACACAUGGACCUUAGAGCGCGUCUUAACGUCCCCGAGUCGACGGGAUCGGGAAGGGCGCCGCGACGCAUCACCUGCAAGUACCUGGUGCCCCUGCUGCCAACCCAGGAAACGGUCGAGGUGUGCCAAAAAGCGUUCGUCAGCGCGUUUGUGAUAACCACCAAACGGGUACGGCUCCAGAGGGAGAAGCUCAUUUCCAGCUUGGGGCUCAACAGCUACAGCAGUCAUAACAGAAGUAAGAAUAACAACAACAAUCCCACCGCCGUCAACAAAAACAACAGUACUCUAACAGCAGAAUCCACCGAUACCAACGCAGAUAACAAAACCUCUCAGUCGCCAAUCAAGCUAAACAUCAAGUUACCUAAGGAGGAGAAGAUGGAAAUCGACUCUCCAGAAGAACCAAAGAACCCCUCCAAGCAGACGACGGCCAAAAGAUCCCGUCGUCGGAUCGACAACCCUCUCAUACCAUUCGGCCUCUUCCUACCCGAUGGAGUUACCAUAGCUCCGGUGACGGCCACCCCGGACCACGACAGGGACAUUGCGAUAGUCAACAACUUCUUCUCCAACCAGCUAUGGAAACCAGAGUACAUUGGAGCGUACUCAUGAGGUCAGUCGUACCAAUCGAAAAGAUCCAUCCUGCCCACCGUACUUAGUCCAAUUAACAUUAUCGAUGAUCAAUUUUUACCUUUACAAAGAGAGAAUACCUUUACGUAUUGUUAUUUAUAUUUAUACAACAUAGUUUAUUUUAUGGAAAGUAUAUCAGAUUGUUUGGAACGCAAAAGUUCUUAGAUAGUUAUAAUUGACAGUUAUAUAUAUUUAAUUAUGUUUUUGUGAUAGUUGAAUCGAUUGAGGCAAUCGACUAGUCUCAGGCAAAUUUAUCUAGUGCUCUUAUUUCCUUUGAAACUAUUUUACGUGUAACUGAGAUAACGCAAAAGAAACGAGCAUGCGUCACACACAAGCUAAGAACAGUUGACUUUCAGUCGGAGCCGUUUCAGAUAUUUAAUUUUCUUAGUAUGUAUCAUUUAGUAUCCUGAAUGUAACACAUGGGCUGAAAAAUUCCAGGCUUGAGAAAGAAAACGCUUUUUUUUGUUCAAAAAUUGGCUUUAUUCAUCAACGUAAUCUCCACCAAGAGCCACACAAUCAUCAAAACGCCACUCUGACAUUUCGAUACCACUUUUGUUGAACGACUUAUCUUUUGCCUCAAAAUAGGCCUCAGAUUCAGCAUUAACCUUUAUAUUCGAGCGGAAUUUCUUACCAGUGAGUAUUUUUUUAAGGUCUGCGAUGAGCCAGUAGUCGAUGGAAGACAAAUCUGGCGAAUACGGUGGAUGUAGGAGCAAUUCGAAGUUCAUUUAUAAAGUAAUGUCACUCUUAGCACAAUAACUCAAACUUAUGAGUAGAAUAUCAUGACAUUUCAACAGCGUCAUCUAUGUGUUAGGCCCGAGACUUCAGCCCAUGUACAUUCACUGCACACAUUUCUUUGAAAAUACUGAACUUUGUGUUAACUCAAUUUACGUUAAGUAGCUUUCAGUAUAUACUUACGUUAACCAAAAUCACUUGAAGCGCCAAAGCUUCCCUAAACUUUCUGUUGAUAAUUUAUGUUGUUUAUUAUACUUUGUUAUUUUUAUGAAAUAUUUAGUGUACAUAUUUUAUUUACUGUAUGAACUUGUUUUCUGGUCGAAACCAAACUGUUGUGUCUUGAAAUAUUUACUGAAGUGCCUUCUUGGAGCCUUUGAAAUCUGUUGUUUGACAUGUUUGCAAUAUUAAUGAAUUUACACCAUUAUCAAGACCAAUAUUUCUAUAAUAUACAGGCUGUUUUUUUUAGCUAAUCCCACUAUUGCUAUCUCAGAAAUGAUAAAAUCUACGAGGUCGGUUCGUUUGGACAAAAGUUUCUUAUUUCGGGGAACUACAAUAAUCUUUUUUCAGAUCAGUGGAUAUUUUUGGAAUAUUGGCCGAAAACUAGAAUUGUCUAAUACUUUUUGAGUCCAGAACUCAAAGGUAUACAUAAACUCUACAUAUCGGAAUAACAUGUAAUAUACCAAGUAACAAACAGAAGGAAAAAAAUGUCAAAAUACUUCUAACCAUCUACGUCGUUCACGAUAUCUCAGUGAAUGUUCAAAUUGCUGUUCUUCGUUCCUCAAACACACAUUCGCUCUUGCAAUAGUAUUUUUAUGGCAAUUUCCCAGCAUGUCAAUAUUGCCAAAAAUUGAGCCGAUUACCUUGUCUUUAAAUAAUCCCCGCAAUGAAAAGUCUAUAAGGAUCAGGUUAGGUGAACGUGGUGGUCAUUUAAUAGGACCAUUGUUUCCUAUUCAUCGUUUUGGCAUAUUGGUAUUGAGCAAAUCUCUGCAAAUAGUACUGUGAUAUGGCGGAGCUCCAUCAUGUUGGAAAUACUGAUAAUUCCUCAGAAUAUUCAAAGGCAAGAAUUCCAAAUAUAAUUCCCCAGUCAAAGAUGUCACAAAAGAGUAGGGACCUAGAUCCUGGAUUCUUGGAAAUUUGUAGCUUUGUAGAAAGGAAUUCUCAAUCUUAAAAUAGAUUAUUCUAGUUUCCAAAAUAGCAAUAGUGACAUCAGCUAAAAAACGGCCUUUAUAAAAAUAUUUCAUGUACUUUAUUAGGCAUUUCUUACUUAAGAGUAUAUUUAAGUAUAAGGGAAAAAAUUAGUGAAAAAAAAAUGAAUUGUGCCUACUAUGGAGUUUAACUCCCCUUUUGUGUCUUAUCUUACAUAACCAAACUAUCAGGAGGUUCAACCUUCCCUGAACUUAAUAUGGGUACUACCUGUGAAUGAUAAAUAUCACCACCACUUAUGUAUUGAUUGUUGUUUAUAUUUUUACAUGGCAAAUCAUUGUGAAUGGAAUAUCUAGUUGUUUUCAAUAUAAGUGUUUUGUAAUUCA